AUGCAACCACCGAAUGGUGCAGAUCCUACAGUGACCACUGCACCGAAAUCCUUACCACAUAACGAGGUGUCCAGUAAAAGGCAAUCCAUCUUGAUAACAGCAACUGGUCUAUUAUUGACCUACGGUGGCAUGGAUCUUGCCCAGGGAAUGGGUUGGAAUCUUACAUCUGAUGUGGUGGCUACUCCACAGUUUCGAUACAGUUGGUCCAUCGGGGUCAUAAUUGGAUGUCUUUUGGGAUCUUUGGCCAUCAAUCGAUUUACCAAAGUUUACUUCUACAUCGCUGGCGGUAUUCUGGAGCUAAUCGAUGCCAUUAUCUUUCUGAGUGCUCCCUAUGAAUAUUCAUCGAUUGUGGCUGCACGUUAUAUAGGUGGCAUUGGCAUUGGAAUAGUCUCGCUGACCUUUAUCAUACACAAUUCAGAAAUUUCAGUGCAGAAUAGCCGAGGAUUGUUCGCUUGCAAGGAGAUUCUUGGCAUUACUUUGGGCAUAACCAUCCAAGUAGUCUACGAUGCAGAAUGGCUUUCGGAUAUGAAGAUGUCAGAGAAUCAGGCCCAUGGCAUAUUCGGUGUUAUCUUCUCAAUUGGAGCAUUGGCUAGCUUGCUGGGCCGAGUUGAAUCCCCAAUAUUCCUGAUACGACAAAAUGAGGAGGAAAAGGCUCGUGCUUCUAUGCAGAGAAUUGUGAGUCCUCUCAUAUCGGAUGAAUUACGGAAUGAAUUAUAUGAAGAGUGUCGCAACUACGUGAUCGAGGGGGAAAGUCAAUCCCUGUCUGAUCAACUUCGCUUGGCCAUGAUCCCAUUCUUCAAGCUUCUCAUCUAUCGCGCCUUUGUGCCCUUCUCUUUCUCACUUCCCCUUAGUAAUUCACUGAUAUCGAGCACUUUCGUUGCCGAGGGCAUCGAUCACUCCUGGCAGCUGGCCACUUGGGGCGUUCUGCGUUCAAGAAAUCUAGCUAACAAGAUGUGUUAA
Messenger RNA from Drosophila willistoni, 960 nucleotides. RefSeq lists its product as uncharacterized. The record is from RefSeq and is a predicted model, not a curated record. Gene Ontology annotation, cellular component: membrane. The coding region runs from base 1 to 960 and encodes 319 amino acids. Gene Ontology annotation, biological process: transmembrane transport. Gene Ontology annotation, molecular function: transmembrane transporter activity. The transcript has 4 exons. Lineage: Eukaryota; Metazoa; Arthropoda; Insecta; Diptera; Drosophilidae.